This is a messenger RNA of Anolis carolinensis (green anole), 5568 nucleotides long. RefSeq names its product golgi integral membrane protein 4 (gene golim4). Gene Ontology annotation, cellular component: Golgi apparatus; Golgi membrane. The transcript is spliced from 16 exons. The record is from RefSeq and is a predicted model, not a curated record. Lineage: Eukaryota; Metazoa; Chordata; Lepidosauria; Squamata; Anolidae. The coding region runs from base 664 to 2784 and encodes 706 amino acids.
GAGAGGAGAGAGAGAGUGGGAGGGAGGAGGCGGGAAUCCCGCAGUUGAGCCUCGGAGGUGACACGUAAGUGCGGGGCUGGAAGGCGGCCAGGGCGACCCAGGAGGAGGAGGAAGAGCCGCCCCCGGGGGAAAAGUUGCCCUUCCUGCUCCGCGAGAGAAAGGAACUUUUAGCCCGAGGGGAGGCAGGAGGAGGGUGAAGCCCCGGUUGGAGAAGGGUGCCUGGGGAGGCACAAGGCAGGAGCCCGCCUGGAGCAGAAGAAGAGGGAAAGUCAGGUGGGCCAGGAACAAAAGAGACCUUGGCGGGCCAUAACCUUGGGAUUUGCCCUCAGGGAGCCUCUCUACUCAAUAAAAAGUAAUUUGCGAAAGAGGAGAGAACCAAUCCGGGAUGCCUUCUCUACCCUGAUAAGUGGAUGUGGCCCCAUCCAGAGGGCAAGAAGCACCAAGAAGGGGAGCUCAGCCCCAACCUCCUUUGGCCUUCCUAUUCUUCCCUGGCCACUUGCCCUCUCCAGGAUGGCCUGAGACGCCUGGCAAGACUUCAGGCCCAAGGGAGUUCUCGUUAGGGUCAGGGUCUAUGGCUCUGAUGCCCGUGCCCCAUGCUGAGGUUUGCCUGAACGCUGAAGUCUAGAGGCGGACAAGCUCCCGGAUUCCCCCAAGGGAAGGACUAUGGGCAACGGGAUGUGUUCCCGAAAGCAGAAGCGCAUCUUGCAGUCCCUCUUGCUCCUCACCGUGGUCUUCGGCUUCAUCUACGGGGCCAUGCUCUACUACGAGUUGCAGAACCAGCUCAAGAAGGCAGAGGCCAUUUCCAUCAAGUACCAGCAGCACCAAGAGGCCCUUUCGGCACAACUCCAAGUUGUGUAUGAACACCGGUCAAGACUGGAAAAAUCUUUACAAAAAGAGAGACUUGAACAUAAGAAAGCAAAAGAAGACUUUCUUGUUUAUAAACUUGAAGCACAAGAAACACUAAAUAAGGGAAGGCAAGAUUCCAAUAGUAGAUACAGUGCAUUGAAUGUUCAACACCAGAUGCUGAAGAGUCAACAUGAGGAAUUAAGGAAACAGCAUUCGGACCUGGAAGAGGAUCAUAGGAGACAAGGAGAAGAUUUUAACCGUGUAGUCAAUGAUCACAAACAGAGAUAUGCAGAGCUACAGCAAGAUAAAGAGCAAGAGCUGUCAAAGAUAAAGGAAUCCAUGUAUAAUCUGCGAGAAGAAAACAGGCAGUUGAGGAAAGCCCACCAAGAUAUUCAUACCCAGCUACAAGAUGUGAAGCUGCAGCAUAAGAAUUUGCUCUCCCAACAUGACCAGCUUGUAGUGACAUUGGAAGAACACAAGAGUGCGCUAGACGCUGCGCAGUCCCAGGUGGAGGAAUACAGGCAGUUGAAGGACACCCUGAAAAAGAUGCCCAGUUUCCAGAAGCCUGAAAGUUUUAACCAGCCACAUUCUCAGCUAGAAACACCAACGCCUUUUCCACUAAGUGAUUCCAAAGCACAUGGCGCAGGUGCUGAUGACAAGCAGGUUGUGCUGAAUGGUGAACAGCCACUAGGAGGAGAAGAAACCAAUAGAGGAGUUCAUUCAGAAGGAAGAGAAGAGAGAGCUGGACUGUUCCAUCCUGGCAGAAAAGAAUUUGAAGGUCAUGUGUUGCGGGAGUUAAAUAUCCAGGAGAAGCAGGAAGCUGGAGAGGAUGAAGAGCAACAUGUGGAGCAGGUUGCAGAGGAACACAAAAAGGAACUUGAGGAAGAGGAAAUGGAGCAAGCAGGACAACCAGAGCACUUAACAGAGGAUCUCGACCAAGUCCCUGGGGAACAUGACUGGAAGGAAAAAGAUCGGACUGAAGAAGAGACCAAGAUUAUGCAGGAACACAAUCACUCAGAGGAUCCCCCGACUGCAAAGACUGUAACUGUACAUAGGUACAAAUCACCCUAUGAAGAGCAGUUGGAGCAACAGAAGUUGGCUGCACAGAGAGCAGAAGAAGCCAACCGCCUCCGGGAACGACAGGAAUCUCUGCAUCAGGGGAAGCUACAGGAACAGUUGUUAAGGCAGCAGCAGCUUCAAGAAAGAGAAUUGACCCUACGGAGGCAAGCAGAGCGGGAUGAAGAACACUUUAAGCACCAACUGAGCCAACAAUCCCAUUAUGACAACCUAGAUCAGGAUAUUGUACAAGGAGAAGAACAAGGUGCGCAGGAAGAAGAGGAAGAAAACUAUGAGCGGCAGAACCAGCAUUUGGAUGAAGCAGAGGAAGACCAAAAUAAUGCAAAUGAACAACAUGAUCGGGAACUGGACCACCAAGCUUUGAGUGAGCAGAAUGAUGAUCCGAAGACAGGUGGCGAUGAUGUCAACCCAGCCGAUGAUCCCAAUAAUCAGGGUGAAGAUGAAUUUGAAGAAGCAGAACAAGAGAGAGAAGAGAACCUACCUGAUGAGAAUAAGCAGCUAAAAUCAAAUAACCAGAAGCAACAAAACCCUGAAAUGGAUGAGCAUUUAGUGAUGGUGGGUAAUCCCGAUCAGCAAGAAGACAACAUUGAUGAACAGUACCAAGAAGAGGGAGAAGAAGAGGCCCAGGGAGAUUUGACAGAAGAGAAGAAAAGGGAGUUGGAACACAAUGGUGAAGAACCAUAUGGUGAAAAUGAUGAAAAUGCUGAAGAGAAAAUGAGUGAAGGUGCUGAUCAAGAAAUUCCAGAAGAAACCCAUCGGAAAGAAGGUCAUGAUGAAAACUAUGAAGAGCAAGAUGAGGAAGAGGAAGAUGAGGAAGGUGAUACUGCAGCCGCAAAAGCCCAUAGAAGAGGAGAAAUGUAAUUUUCAAGCUACUCCACUCCUUCUUGGAAAUAGACUGUGCAGAUCCUAGAGAAGGACAGAAUGAACCUUUUAAAAACCAAUACAUAUGUAUUAUUUUUGUUGGAAUUUUGCGCAUUUAUAUGAAUGCAAUAUUUUAGAUUAGUUUUCUUUUUAUAUAAAAUUGUAUGUGACAAAAAUCCCCAAUAGAAUGCAAGAGAUGGUAUUUCUUCACCCUUAUUUCCUCCCACCACUACCUUAUUUUUUGUAAUGAUGUUUCUUUUUUAAAGUUUGAGUUUCAACUUUGGCAUUGUCUUAAUAGUGGCCAGUCUUUUCGCCUAAAAUGGCAUUGUUUGCAAAACAGUGACAAAAGAAGUGCCUGCGCUUGAUAUUUUGGAAAAGGGCUGUGAGAGGCCUUGCACCAACAUCUCAGUUUUGUGGGUCUUCCCACUGUGGUGCCUUACCACAUAUUCAUUUUCAUUGCAGUGAAUUUGUCCUGAAUUUUGUCUGAAGCAAUCAGAUAAAAACUUAGUUUCUCGCGAGUUACUACGUCAGAAACAGCAUCAUUUUAGGCAUAACAUUCAGGUGCACUAUAACACAGCCUUUUGUUACAUUCCUCCUGGGGAGGCAUUGAAUAUCUUGGAUUAUUCAAAACACAGCUUGAAAAAAAAUUGUUAAACAUCAAUUUGUUGCCCCUAAUUCUUUAAAAAGUUAUAGCAAUAUUUCUUAAAUUCAUAAUUUUAAUUGCUAAAUUGCAGUGACAUUAUUUUUGAGCAACAAUUAAUGUUUCUCAUUACUUUCACCAUUUGUCACUAGCCAUUUUUAAUAAUUGUAAAUGAUUUUUCUCAUUAAGUGAGAAAUUCAUAUUUAGAGAAAUCUUAAGAUUUCCAUGUCAAUGAAUUAAACAAAUUUAAUAUAUUUAGCAAUACCAAUGUAUUAGUGCUAAGUCUAACCUUUCCAAGCUCUAGAUCCAAACAACUUUAUCUAUGCAGCAGCAGUACUGAACAAACAUAUGCUUAUACACACACCACAAUAGUGUGUGAUUAUAUGAUAAGGCAUAGUAGUUUGUAUUAGAGUGUUCAUAUUGAAAGGUUAUUUUAUGCCAUUUCAGACAAUUAUACAUUUCUAGACAGGUUUUCUAGAGUGAAACCAACAAUUAGUUGUCUUUAGUGCUUUUUCUACUUAAGAGCACAGAGAUAACAUAUUAAUGACAUAUGUUCACUUAGUAAUUCUUACAACAACAUUUCCAUGUAGAGCAGUGUUGCUUUCCUUAUAUUUCAACAUUGAGAGAUGACUCGUUCCUGUCCUUCCAUUGCUAGGAGACAUCCUCUUUGUUUAGUCUGCACUGUUACUCGCUGCAGUUCAUUCCAGUUCAGCAAACUCUGCAGAGCCUCAUAAUUCCCAGGCAAACAAUAGACUCAAAUUCUGGUGUAUUGUGCAGCAUGAGCAAUGAAGCAACAAACAAUAAAGAGCAUGGAUUUGGAUAGACCAGACACAACAAGACUGCAGCAUUUUAUCUCAGUAUCCAUUACAGGCCAAAAAGUGACUUCUGCCACAAGUUAAGUUGUGAAGCAAACACGCAAUGCAUAUUUUGACUCAGAGGGGUGGAAUUCAAAGCUGGAAGCCUAUGACAAAGAAAUUACAAGAUGCCCAGGAUCAUGUUACUUAAAUUCAUAUUGUGAUUAGAUCAAUGAGUUACAAUAUAUUUACUGUGAAUUACAUUGGAGGCCAGUGCAAAGUUGAACACUUCCCUGGUCUGAAACCAUGCCUAAGGAGUCAAAAGGAGGCUUGUAUGCUUCAUCCAGUAUCCCUUAACCUCAUAAUUCUUUCACAGGAAAAAUGGUAUAACCCAUCUUUCAAGAUGGUUUCGAACUAGGGUUUGAAAUUUAUUUUAUAUCCUAGUUAAGCUUGGAAAAAUUAUUUUUAUAGACUACCACUUCUUUUUUACUACAAUUUCCAGCUUAUACUAACCAGUAUGACUAUAGGUCAUGUUGACUGUGGAAUUCUGAAUAUUGUGGCCCUCAAAGUAACUUUCCCAAAUUCUGGGAGUGAGAAUUAAAUUGUUCCUUCACAAAGUUGGAUGUACCACAGCCCUCAUCCAAAACCAAAUUCAUUUGUGUAUCUACUGAUUACCAUGUUUUUUUUUAAGAAGGCGAGAGAUCCAUUUGGUGAUUUUUCACACUCUCAUGUGGUUUCAUCCUGAAGUGAGAGGACUCAUGCAGCACAAAUCUACUAGUAGGAAUUUUGACUCCAUUAGUAUUGAAUUAGAUGUAAUGGCUUUGUGGGGAUCUUCAGGUCAAGUCUACUGCAGUCUAACCAGUGCAAAUACUCUUUCUUGUGUGUUGUACUAGAGACCUGUACUCAAUGAAAGAAAGUUUGCAACAUGUCUUUUCAUUUUCAGAAGCAGUGUGUGAUUUGAAAUGUAUGGGUUAUGCUACUUCAGCCUUUUUACACAAGUGUAAUAUAGUUCAUUUUGUACUAACCUGAUAAUUUGCUUUUAUAAAUGUUUUCAAUUAUUCUUUAUAUAGAUUUUUAAAGUAAGCAACUUCUAACACUUCUCUGGACUGUAUGUGUGAAGUGCAGAUUUAAAAUUUUCUGAUUGCCACAAAAAUGAUUUAUCUUAAAUGUAGGGGGAAAGGUAUCCCUGUUUACAUAUAUAGCUGUAAAGUGUAUAAUAUGUACAUAAUCUUUGGAAUACAAAUUUUUGAUACAUUUUGUGUGUAUUUUUAAUGCCAGGAGGCAGUAUUUAAUUAUUUUGAGGUAUAUUUGAAGGCCACCAAUAAACAAUAAAAUUUAAGGUAACAAUUA